Lasiodiplodia theobromae is the source of this 996-nucleotide messenger RNA. Its product is annotated as Alpha beta hydrolase fold protein. Lineage: Eukaryota; Fungi; Ascomycota; Dothideomycetes; Botryosphaeriales; Botryosphaeriaceae. Gene Ontology annotation, molecular function: catalytic activity. The transcript has a single exon. The record is from RefSeq and is a predicted model, not a curated record. The coding region runs from base 1 to 996 and encodes 331 amino acids.
AUGGAGGGUUUCACGCGUAAGAGCUUCACCACCUCCCGAUCGCUUACCUACACCUACUUUGAUUCUGGCGCCGCUGCAAAUGACAAGCCGGCGCUCCUCCUCCUGCACGGCUUUCCCGAUGGCGCGAAGCUGUGGUUCAAGGUGAUCCCGCACCUCCUCCCCCUCGGGCGACGCAUCAUCGCUCCCGACCUCCUCGGCUACGGUGGCUCUUCCAACCCCACCGAUGCCGCGCUGUUCAACUCCAAAGCCAUGACGACCGAUCUCGCGGAGCUGCUUGCAGCGGAGAAAGUGGAGAGAGUCGUCGUGAUCGGACACGACUGGGGUUCGGUGCUCGCGACGCGCAUGUGGCUGUGGCAGCCGCAGCUCUGUGCGGGCGUGGCCAUGCUCAACGUGCACUACAUCCCGCCGGGCCCCUUCGACCUCACCGCCCUCAACGAGCUGUUCGAAACGGCAACCGGCCUGCCGCGGUACGCGUACUGGGACUUCUUCGCCAACCACGAGGACGCGCCGAGCAUUAUCGAGAAGAACCUCGAGACAUUCUGGACGGUGCUGCACGGCGAGAAGGACCACUUGAUGGGCGAGCAUUGGUGCCAGCAUGGCGCCAUGCGGCGUUUCGUCGAAGCCAACGAGGGUCUUCCAUUACGCGAAUAUGCGAGGGCAGAGAGCGAGGGGAAGCUGAAGGAGGAGUGGUUUGCCUUUGUGGGCGAGAGAGGCAUCGCAAGCUCGCUGUGCUGGUACAAGGCGCUGGCGCAUGGCCAUCAUUGGGACGUGGAAAAGGAACUCCCAUCCGAGCGGCUUCCUAUCAAGGUGCCCAGCUUCUUUCUCGGGUGUACUGGCGAUGAUGUCUGCCUGCCAGCGCUUAUCGACCAGAACAAGGAGGCGGGCUUGGUGCCGGACUUGACAGUGCAGGUCAUCGAUAGCGCCCAUUGGUCUCCGUAUGAGAAGCCGGCUGAGAUUGGAAAAGGGCUGAACGAGUGGAUCCUGGCGAAGUGCUGA